UUUUUACGUGAGUGACAACAACUGCAGUUUGGUUCAGUAUAUAAUCUUGGUCUGGUGAGUCUCGGACUAAUUCUGAGCUACUACAGAGAUACAUCUGUGUCCAUCUGAAACUGAAUCACAAGGAGAAUGUAUGGAGAAAGAAAAGUGUUCGGGACUAUCUGUCCAAACACAGUGGCUCCUCAUCAGAAUCAAGACAGAAGACAGACAGCAGCUAGAAAGGGCAGACCGAGGCUCCCCAGGAGCAGCAGCCCGGUUGCACUGUAUGUGGACCGGAAUCCCUGCAUCGUUGAAGAGGCGUUCUCAACGAUAGCAUGGGAUGACUUGGAGGAAUGCGCGUCCGUGAUGAGGCGAGAGAGCGACUCCCUGGGUUCCCAGGUGAACGAUUCCGACGGAGACGACCAGGACUUCGGGGAAUAUGCCCUGGACUUUAUAGCUGACUCUCCAGCCACAUUGGAGCGCAGUCUGUCUCCAGCUGAUCUGGUGGCCUUCCAAGGAUGUAUCAUCCCUCCUCUCACCCCCCAGCGGGAGCCCUGUCCAGAGGACAAGGACCAGCAGUGCUACCCUUCCUCAGACACAGGCCUCGGCCAGCAUCAAGCCCAGGAUGGGUUACUCUGGAGGGGCAUUGCUCAGCACCACACCAGGGUCCUGGGACACACACUGGAGACCAACAGCCAGCUUCACCUGACUGUGAGCAGGAGGCAGGAGGAGAUUAACGCUCUGCUGCAACGCAAUGUCCACCUCAGAGAACUGGCCACCAGAGCUAAACACCUAGCCUCUGUCCUGGAUAAGCUGAUGAUGGUGAGGGAACCAUCAUGUUUUCGACAACCCUCAGCAUCCCCCUGUGACGAACCCCCCAUGUCAACACUCCCAUGUAAGAGACAGCGUCUGGAAGACACUUGUGACAACACAUCGCCCCCUGGGUGUGUGGAAGACAUCCUACGGGAUGUCAGCGAGCGCUGCAACACCGUCCUGCACCACAGCACAGUUCAAACACCUCUUACCCAGGAUAAUGACCCAGAGAGAAUACUGAUGUUCGGAGCGUUCUCUGGACUGCAGACAUCCAGGACCACAGGUGGCACUGUGGUGAGCAUGGAGGACACAGAGGCAGGAGAGAGCAGUAGUGACUCGUCUUUCAGGACUUCAAUUAGGGAACACUGUACGAUCAGGACUCAGACCUUCCCUCAUGGACACGCCUUCACCUCCAGGACGACCCAGGGUGGGUACCGCUUCCGCUGGGUUCCCAGCCAGAGCUAGCCGUUAGCGGUACUUGGUUCCCAGCCAGAGCUAGCCCUUAGCAAUGCUGGGUUCCCAGCCAGAGCUAGCCCUUAGCGGUACUGGGUUCCCAGCCAGAGCUAGCCGUUAGCGGUACUGGGUUCCCAGCCAGAACUAGCCCUUAGCGGUACUGGGUUCCCAGCCAGAGCUAGCCGUUAGCGGUACUGGGUUCCCAGCCAGAGCUAGCCGUUAGCAGUACUGGGUUCCCAGCCAGAGCUAGCCCUUAGCGGUACUGGGUUCCCAGCCAGAGCUAGCCGUUAGCGGUACUGGGUUCCCAGCCAGAGCUAGCCGUUAGCGGUACUGGGUUCCCAGCCAGAACUAGCCCUUAGCGGUACUGGGUUCCCAGCCAGAACGAGCCCUUAGUGGUACUGGGUUCCCAGCCAGAGCUAGCCUUUAGCGGUACUGGGUUCCCAGCCAGAGCUAGCCCUUAGCAUUAGCACUGAGCUCGAGCCAUCUUGAACAUGUAGUAGGUAAUGUUGUUAUAAGACUGCCAGCUUUGGCUAAAUACUAGCUACACUAUAUUUAUAAAAGUAUGUGGACACUCCUUCAAAUUAGUGGAUUCGGCUAUUUCAGCCACAUGUUGCUGACAGGUGUAUAAAAUCGAGCACACAGCCACGCAAUC
Molecule: messenger RNA, 1894 nt
Organism: Oncorhynchus gorbuscha (pink salmon)
Lineage: Eukaryota; Metazoa; Chordata; Actinopteri; Salmoniformes; Salmonidae
Product: multicilin
Exons: 7
Coding region: 127-1254 (375 amino acids)
Biological process (GO): negative regulation of DNA replication; negative regulation of cell cycle
Cellular component (GO): nucleus
Source: RefSeq, a predicted model, not a curated record